GCUGCCUUCAGCCCCGCAAGGGUGGCUGGUGGGGGGCGGGGAGAAGUUGGCGGGGCGCGUGCGUGUGAGCACCCAGCACGUCUGUGGGCGGCACUGCAGCCUGCAGAACCGGAAGCCUUGCUGUGAGAUCGGCUCUCCUCUCCCCCGUCCCCCUCCGGGAGGAGGAAGGUGCCGAGGCUCUUCGCUGGGUAUGACGGUCGUCUGCAUUUACGUGCCGGGGGACUGAGGCUGGCAGAGCAAGUGGCUCGCUGACUAUAUUUACGGCAGAGACCGGAAGGAGCAUCCCUGUUCUGUCCCUCGCCUGGCCAAGCACUCACGUCACGAGCGCCGGGUCCCUGCGUGUCCCUGGGGCCGGGCUCUCGGAGAGGCAAGUGUUCACCCAGCGGCGUGAGGCUCGGCCGCUGGUGUGGACGCCUCCCAGAGUCCCCUCCCCCGCCAGCGCCUGCGCAGCCACUAUGGAGAGCGGGAGCGGGCCGGGCAGCCCCAGCACCAUGUCCCUGGUUCCCGGUGAUGCCGUCCCCAGCCCUGAGGACAAGAUGGCCUCGGUCUUCCCGGUGCUCCUCGUGUGCGUGGUGGGCGUCGUGGGCAACGCCACGGUGGUCCUGGUGGUGCUGAACACAUGGGACAUGCACACGCCCACCAACCGCUACCUGGUCAGCCUGGCCCUGGCAGACCUUACUGUGCUGGUGGCGGCCGGGCUGCCCAACGUCUCCAAAAGCUUGGCUGGGCAGUGGGUCUGCGGCCACACCGGCUGCCUGGGCAUCACCUACUUGCAGUACCUGGGCAUCCGUGCCUCCUCCUGCUCCAUCCUGGCGUUCACCGUGGAGAGGGAGGUGUACCUCGCCAUCUGCCACGCAAUGCGGGCACAGGCUGUGUGCAUCGUGGCCAGCGUCUGGGGGACCACGUCCGUCUACUGCCUGCUCUGGUUCUUCCUGGUGGACUUGGACGCUGGCGGGCACGGGGGCCGCAGCCUGUACCUGCCCAUCUGCCUGCUGGACUUCACCGUCUUCUCCGUUACGCUGCUGGAGGCCACCGUCCUCUACGGUCUCAUAGGGAGGGUCUUGAUCCAGAGCUCCCCGGGCCACCUGCCACAGCUCGGGGACCAGCUUGGGGGCCAGCAUGGGGGUGGUGAGGACCGGCCAGAGCCCGGAAGCCAGGGGAGGCAGCCCCGUGGGCCAGGCAGGGCGCAGCGGGCAGCUGCCCCGGGGCCAGAGGCUUCCCUUCUUCCAGGAAGCAGGUGGGCGGGGGUGGCCGGUGGGGAGCAGGGGUGGGCGGGGUCGGUUUGCAGAGAGGUGAUUAUUGCAGUCAAGUCCUCAUCACUUACUCAGCAAACAUGCCCUGAGGCAGGAGCUGUGUCACUCGGUCACUUGGUGUGCCAGGUGCCAGGGGCUUCCCACCCCUGCCCUCCCGCCCUGCAGGUCACCACGAUGCUGGCGGUAGUCGUGCUACCCUCUGCCGUCCUGCGGAUGCCCUACCGCACGCCGGUGCUGCUCAACUCCUCUGUGGCCCAGCCUUUCCUGGACCCCUGGGGGCUUCUCCUCUGCCGCACCUAUGUCUACACCAACAGCGCCAUCAACCCCAUCAUCUACAGCCUCACGUCCCAGAAGUUCCCUGCCUUCCAGCGGCUGUGCGGGGGUGGGGUGGAGGAGCCACAGAAGCGCACGGCUGGCCUCAGCUCCACCAGCUACAGCGUGGACCCCAGAAGACGCGGACUGGCGGGAGUGAGGUCACGGGCCCUCAGGCAGCUGGGCCCUCACUCCAGCAGCAGGGGCCUGGUUUCAGCUCCAUCUGAGGGCUGCCCUCCCCCUGCCCAGCCCCUCUCGCCUCCCUCGGUUUGCUCCUGUGCUGGGUCCUGUCCGCGGGUGGCUGGCAGGGCCAGGAGAGGGGAGACGCCCCUUUGCCAACGGCUCUUCUGGGUCCCUGGUGCCUUCCCUCCCCAUGAACGAGGACUGGUCACGUGUCCUAGUUCUGGCCCGGUGGUUGGACUCCAUUUGGGUAGCGCUCUCCCCUCCUCUGGAAGCGGGGGAGGUUAGGAGCAGGAAGAAGCUGGGAGGGUCCCAGCCUUCACUGGUGUAAAAUUAGGACCCUCCAUCUGUUAUUACUCAUUCGUUUAAGCACUCUAUUUUCCAGGGGAAAAGUCCUGAUGGGUAUUACAGGAAUGCAUUUCCAGUCUCUGGUGAUAGCAUGUGUCAGUUUGGCUGUGGGCAGAGCCCGUGUGCGACGUUUUCCAAGCGGGACGGUGCCACCUGGUGCCACGUAGAAAGGGUACCCAGCUCUACCGCUGACACCCAGAGACACCGCUGGCAGACCCGCCACUCACGUGUGCUGAGGCUGGCCGGUAUCCGGGCCUCCGGCCUC
Molecule: messenger RNA, 2358 nt
Organism: Eubalaena glacialis (North Atlantic right whale)
Lineage: Eukaryota; Metazoa; Chordata; Mammalia; Artiodactyla; Balaenidae
Product: thyrotropin-releasing hormone receptor-like
Biological process (GO): phospholipase C-activating G protein-coupled receptor signaling pathway
Cellular component (GO): membrane
Molecular function (GO): thyrotropin-releasing hormone receptor activity
Source: RefSeq, a predicted model, not a curated record